AUGCAGUUGGAUUCUUCACAGAUGGGCGGCCAUCGGCUUGGCCACGUUCAAUUCGGUUCGGUCACCUCGGUUUCAACGCAAAUGUACUCUGCCACAGCAUCGCCCACAGAGGGGCAUGCGUCAUUUGUUGCCAACGGCGCGAAUAGGAUUCGAAAAGAUGGCUUUGACAUUUCCAUGGGUGGUGUGACUACAUUAGGGCAGUCUAGUUUGGAAACCAUGCCAUCCAAUUCCAUUGGCGCAGCAUAUGGACAAGCGGCGGCGGCGGCGACCUCUUCCAGCGUGGGCGCCUUGUCCCAUCAGGCACAAGGACCUCAACUGCACCAUCACCACCACCUUCCAGAUCUAGGACAUUUAUCCAAAUCCAUGCGUCGAGAUGAUGGCAGUGGAGCACCAAGUAUGGUCGGUCAAGUAGGCAUGCCACCACCAGCUCCACGUCCGCGGGGUCCGAAGCUCAAGUUUACCGCCGAGGAUGAUCAGCUUCUUAUAGAGCUUAAGGAACAAAAGAACUUGACAUGGAAGCAGAUUGCCGACUUCUUCCCUGGGCGUUCCUCAGGGACGUUACAAGUUCGUUAUUGUACCAAGCUGAAGGCGAAAACAACACAGUGGACCGACGAAAUGGACCAUAAACUUCGCACUGCAUUGGCCGAUUAUGAGAAUGAAAAGUGGCGUAUCGUUGCCCACAAGGUUGGUUCGGGAUUUACACCAGCGGCGUGCAGGGAACGUGUCUUGGAACUCAUGGGCGCCGACGACCCCGAUACUACAUGGCAGUCAAUGUCACCGAGGUCCGCUUCAGCAGCUGAGGAAUCGGACACGACGGAGCUGCCACAAAUUCACCGGCCGUGGCAUGGAAAAAACGAAUUUUGA
Messenger RNA from Metarhizium acridum CQMa 102, 864 nucleotides. RefSeq lists its product as uncharacterized. Gene Ontology annotation, biological process: snRNA transcription by RNA polymerase II; snRNA transcription by RNA polymerase III. Gene Ontology annotation, cellular component: snRNA-activating protein complex. Gene Ontology annotation, molecular function: RNA polymerase III type 3 promoter sequence-specific DNA binding; RNA polymerase II cis-regulatory region sequence-specific DNA binding. The record is from RefSeq and is a predicted model, not a curated record. NCBI's taxonomy places the organism in Eukaryota, Fungi, Ascomycota, Sordariomycetes, Hypocreales, Clavicipitaceae.